Messenger RNA from Funneliformis geosporum, 144 nucleotides. The record is from the annotation of a GenBank genome assembly. Lineage: Eukaryota; Fungi; Glomeromycota; Glomeromycetes; Glomerales; Glomeraceae.
AUGACUUUAAAAGAGAAAUUAGCCCUAUUAAAAACUGAAUUCACCAAUUUAAAAACCAAGAUUACCACUAAAUUAACCCACAAAGAACAAGUGAUUACUGAAAAAAAUACUAAAUUAACUGAAUCUAAUCGUAAAUUAGAAACU